GGUGCGCGCAUGCGCGGCGCGGCGCUGCGCAGUCACGGCGCCCGCCGCCAUGGCCGACCCGCGCCUCAGGCAGAUCAAGAUCAAGACCGGCGUCGUGAGGCGGCUGGCAAAAGAAAAAGUUAUGUAUGAAAAAGAAGCAAAACAGCAAGAAGAAAAGAUUGAAAAAAUGAAAGCUGAAGCAUGUGAUGAUUAUGGAAUUAAGAAGCAGAUCGAGAUCUUGCAAGAGUCACGAAUGAUGAUUCCAGACUGCCAGCGCAGACUAGAAGUUGCACAUGCAGAGCUUACUCAACUACUAGAAAACGAAAAAGAAUUGGAAGAAGCUGAAGAGUAUAAAGAAGCACGUUCCAUACUGGAGUCAGUGAAGCUGGAAGCCUAGCUGUUUUCCAGUUCUCUCUUUAUAUGCAUUAGCACGGGGUCUGUUCCACAGUUUCAUUUGACUUAUGGCUCUACUACUAUUGUUGACUUGCUAAAGUUCCGUUUAUGCAAACUGGGCUUUCUCUAACUGCAAGGUGCAUCAAAGAAUGUUCUGAAAUAUUUCUGUGUUCCAUAUUCAGGCAAAAUAGAUACAUUUCCAGUUCACCUCAAUU
Corvus hawaiiensis (hawaiian crow) is the source of this 587-nucleotide messenger RNA. RefSeq names its product tubulin folding cofactor A (gene TBCA). Gene Ontology annotation, biological process: tubulin complex assembly; post-chaperonin tubulin folding pathway. Gene Ontology annotation, molecular function: beta-tubulin binding. The transcript has 4 exons. Bases 50 to 376 code for a protein of 108 amino acids. Gene Ontology annotation, cellular component: cytosol; microtubule cytoskeleton. NCBI's taxonomy places the organism in Eukaryota, Metazoa, Chordata, Aves, Passeriformes, Corvidae. The record is from RefSeq and is a predicted model, not a curated record.